CCCCCCACACACACAUCCUAACUCCAGCCCAGCAAUGGCCAGCCAUAGAGUGGCAGGGGCAGGUGGGUGCUGCUGAGCCUAAGGGAGUUCCAGGCCAUGGUGCCACGCAUGCAGGUGCUGCUGCUGAACGGAUAGAGGCAGUGGUUGGUUUGAUUUCAAGAUGGUGAUGGAGAGCCUGGGAAAGUGACAUUAAAGGUCACUCAUCUGGCCUCAGAUGGUUGGAACAAGGUUGGAGGAAUAUUUCCACAAGCUUCAUUGCUAGAGCAUUAGGCAAGCAGAGGGCGGGAGAGUUCAUGCUAACAGGACAUGGACAAUGAGGGACAGGUGUCAGAGAACAGCCCUGCUGCUGCCACUGGCUAUGGGGAGCAGAUCCUAAAGGAUUUCCAAGUUCUGAUAGAGAAGGUUGGGGGGAAGCCAGAGGUGCUGCUGGUUGGAGAGUCUCAGGAAGCAAAGGACACCCGGGCUCUGAUGGCGGCUUUUAUCCAGGAAUUGUUCCCAGAUGCCUACAAACCGGGGAUCAACCCAGCGAUGGCUAUGACCCAGACACAGUCAGGGGCCAAAGCUGGUGCUAGCAACAUUCCAUCCCAGCUCAUCUUUUUCCUGUGCCGAGCUUCCUCCCUGAGGGGGAAGCAGGCCGACAUCCAGAAGAUCUUGAAGGGAGUGAAGAAGUUUAGCCACAGAGGCCCAGCUGCCCUGGUAGGAGUCAUAGUGCAGCCCAAGAAGGAAGAGGCAGCAGAAGCCCGGAAGCUGAUGGAGAGCCUGCUGCAGGGUGCCUUCCCUAGACAUCCAUGUAAACGGGACAAACAGGGUGGCAAGCAGGGCCAGGAGCUGGAGGAGGUGGAGGUAGAGGUGGAAAUCUUCAUUCCAGGCCAACCACGGGGGAAAUUGGCCAUCAUGAAAGCCGCUUGCCGAGCUUCUGAGGCCCUGCAGCAGCGCACAUCCGCAGAUGUGAAGCAAAAUGAUGCUGUUUGGAUUUCACGAGCCACGCUCUUCAAAUUGCUGGGGGCACUCUGUGUGGCAUGCGCUGGUAUAAUUGGAAGCCAGUACAUGAACACUUCCAUCUGAGACUGGGUUCCUUUCGGGCUGGCUCCCUGCCCACAGAUCUUCUGUCCCCCUGGAGCUCACAGGUCAUCCGAAAUAAAAAAAAAA
Messenger RNA from Pelodiscus sinensis (Chinese soft-shelled turtle), 1149 nucleotides. NCBI's taxonomy places the organism in Eukaryota, Metazoa, Chordata, Testudines, Trionychidae. The record is from RefSeq and is a predicted model, not a curated record.